AUUUAAAAUACACAAAUUUUACAAAACCAUUUCUGUCGAGAUAAACUUAAGAAGAGAAAUAAAAACACAAAACAUAAUCCCAUAGCAGAAGUUCGUCAGAGACUCCAUUCAACUCCACCUGGCACCUGUAGUAAACCGGCACUCCUGGUCAACUUUGGAGAAAUAUCACAUAUUUCAUAAUGCAAAUGAAGGAAGAGCUCAACCAACCUGUCUUUGAAAACUCGUCUUUACAGUGGAGUCAAUGGCAGUUGUUGGAUUCGAUUCUACCUACCGGUGGAUUUGCUCAUUCUUUUGGUCUUGAAGCCGCAGUUCAGUCGCGCAUAGUGUCUGAUUCCAAUGACCUCAAGACAUUUCUUAUUCAUGUAUUGGAGAACACAGGGAGCUUAUUCCUUCCUUUCGUGCAUUCAGCUUGCACGUCACCGAGUAUGGAAAACUGGCAUAACCUCGACAGAAUAUUGGAUGCUACCCUUACUAACGAAGUGGGUCGAAAGGCGUCAAUUUCGCAAGGAUCUGCGUUAAUGAGGGUAGCUUCAGCUGUGUUUUCUGAGAUGCCCUCUCUCAAAACAAUGAGAGAUACUUCAUUAAAGUUAGGGACUGUAACCUUUCAUCACGCUCCUAUAUUCGGACUAACAUGUGGAGCAUUGGGAUUCGAUAGUGCGAGUUCGCAGAGAGCUUAUAUGUUCAUCACGAUGCGGGAUGUGAUAUCUGCUGCUACAAGACUGAACUUGAUAGGACCACUUGGAGCAGCAUUGUUGCAGCAUCAAGUUGCUCCCAUUGCUGAAGUUAUAUUAGAAAAAUGGAUGAAUCGUGAUGUUGAGGAUGCUUGUCAAACUAUGCCUCUUCUAGAUACUGUGCAAGGCUGCCAUGGUUACUUGUUUUCUAGGCUGUUUUCAUCUUAGAAGGUGAUGAGGGCCACAAAAAUAUGGACAAGAAUUCAUAUUUCAGUAAUUAUUGAGAAAUUUGUUUUAUUUUAA
Messenger RNA from Vicia villosa (hairy vetch), 974 nucleotides. Its product is annotated as urease accessory protein F. The transcript has 2 exons. Gene Ontology annotation, molecular function: nickel cation binding. Bases 180 to 899 code for a protein of 239 amino acids. NCBI's taxonomy places the organism in Eukaryota, Viridiplantae, Streptophyta, Magnoliopsida, Fabales, Fabaceae. The record is from RefSeq and is a predicted model, not a curated record.